UAGUGGACGAAAGACAAUGCAACACACUGAAAUGGAAAAUGCUAAUUGGUGCGCUUCCUUCGACACCGCAUUGUACACAACUGUAGUUACCACUGCGGAGACAUACAUUUCCUCGCGAAAUUACGAAUAAGCAACAAGCGAAAUUUCGUCGGCUCUACGUCGGGUGCCUGGGAGUCGCGUUUAUGCACGUGACUAAAGAUUUAUGAUUUGUUUACCUGUACGCUCAUUGUACUCAUUGCAACCAAAGAGAUAUACAACCCUAACACAAUACCAAGAGCGCAACAUGUUUGUUCGAGUUCGUUCGUCAACCAAGCUGUAGCCAACACGUUUAGUGUCACCAGCAAGCACUCUUCGAAAACGUCGAGGAAAUAGUUUUGAAAUAGCUACAUUGCUUUGUAGCAUGUUAAUUGGUGCAGGCUAUCCUGCAAUGGUAGUAUCUGGUAUUGCGCGGGCAGAGACAGUUUUGAAUGAUCAACGUAAUGUUCCAUAUCCGCACCAAAUAAAAGAAGUCAAAACAGAAGAAAAGGAAAAUCCAAAAAUCUGGGCGGGACAAAAAUACAAACUACGUACUAUUCCGGAUUUAGAAAGCCACUUAGAAGAGAAUAUUGUCGAAAUGAUGAAACAAAAAGAAGAAGACGAAAAACAAUUGCGGUUAGAAGCAGAACGUUUAGAAUUGGAGGAAAUGGAAUUGAUUGCUGUAGAUAGAUAUCAUUUUCGACGUUCUCAUGCCUGGGUCGUAAUUGUUGAUAAUGCGCCUUGGAGUAUCAAGCCAAAAAAAACAUACGUGAACGACGAAGGUGACCAGGUGCUCGCGCCACCAAAAGCUCGUUUCAUUGAGCCUUCCACAGGCUUCAUUUGUGAUACCCAUUGCAAGCAAUAUAUUAUUAUUGAUAGUGUAUGGGAUCACCAAAAUUAUUAUGUAAACAUGCAGGAUUAUCAAAGGGUAAGUGAACUACGUUGGAAUUUACAGGAUAACAAAGAUUGGGAGCAUAUUCUCCCAGGAGAGCCGCCAGAAAUGCGUUCGUUUACUGCAGGAUCUGAUGAAAACAUCUCAGAAAGCAUAAGAUCGUUAGGAGAAGAAAAACAUUUAGACACAAUACGGUCAUGGGUAGAUAAACUGCACAUUGGUCUGAAAGAAUUCGAAGAGAGAUUUCCACACUUACAAAAAACUAUUUAUUACGCUGGUGCAGUCCAUGAACGAUUUUCACGAUAUUCUCAACGCGAUGGAAAAUCUGAGCAAUUAACUCUCUACAACGAUGAUGAGUAUAAAGAACCAAGCAUACGGUGGCAGUAUUAUGAAAAUAGGUCAGAUUUGCUGCAGCAAAUAAAACUAUUUUGUGAAAACGGAAAAAUAGAGGAAACAUUUUAUAAAGGUCGAAACGAUAGUCUUCGGUUCAUGGAAUACAACCGUGAUCCUAAUGAGCCAAAAACAUUGCAUUUUUAUCCAACUACGAGAGUUGACUCCUUGAAAAAUCUUUCCGUCAGCAGUGAGAGAAUUGUUCUUAAUUACAGUAACCGUGCUGACCAUUGUACUUUAAAAGAGUUCGAAUUCAAACCAGGUGGACAAGCAUUGAAGAAAACAAUAGAAAAAUUUAAGCGUCAAAGUGUUGGAUUUGUACCGGCCUAUAAAGAUAUUGCAGAGCGAACUAUCGAUUUUGAUCAAGGCAAAAUUUCACUAAAAUUUCACUAUGCUCUCGGAGCCUUAACCUCAUCAACGCUAUCGUUUACUAAACCAGCAAAACCAGAUUACGGACAUGAAAUACAGUUUGAUCCUCAACUUACAAAAUCUUACAAAGUAAUUAAGUCUUAA
Molecule: messenger RNA, 1810 nt
Organism: Bactrocera neohumeralis
Lineage: Eukaryota; Metazoa; Arthropoda; Insecta; Diptera; Tephritidae
Product: coiled-coil domain-containing protein lobo-like
Exons: 5
Coding region: 401-1810 (469 amino acids)
Biological process (GO): flagellated sperm motility
Cellular component (GO): motile cilium
Source: RefSeq, a predicted model, not a curated record